AUGAGUAGACUGUCUUCUCUCCAGCAGCUGAACUCGAAGCUAGCGCAUUUUGAGACGAGAAAGGCUGGAUUUGCUAGAGCGUUAAAAGAAUGUGCUAGCCUAAGUGGAGAACCAGAUAACGAUACGUAUUCCCACCUACUCAAACUCUGCUACAAAGAGAAACUCUUUAACGAAUCAAGAGCACUCUUCUCUGAGAUAAACAAUCCAACUAAUGAACACUGGAAUCAACUUAUAAGCACUGCUAUCACUUCAAAUCAGAAGACUUCCCUCGUUAGCUCUUUAUUGGAAAAGAUGCGUCAAUCAGGUUUUAACAUUAGUUCACGUAUUCUUGAUGAAUUAGUCGCACUCAACACCCGCAAGAAAUCACUCGAGGGUUCUCUCAAAGUAUUGCAGGAAUAUAGUGAGGAAGUGCAGCCAUCAUACGAAUCUAUUGGGAAAAUAGUCACUUUAGCUGCACAAUCAGCUUCACCAAGGUUGGCAUUCGAAAUCGCAUUCGAAUUUGAAGCAUCCUCGCCUAGAAGCUUAACAGUCGAUACCUGGAUGACUAUUCUGCGGUCAUGCGCUUAUUACCAUUACAUGCCUGGUAUUGAGCACGCAUGGACUAUUGUCGUCAGCGAAAAUAGCUCAGCAGUCGACGAAGGCACUUGCUUAUUGGUUUUGAACGCCUGUGCUAGACAGCCGAACCCUCAAUUAGCAACUUGGGUUAUCUCCUCACUUAAAUCUCAGCAUAUUCCUUUGCAAGAACAUCAUCUAGCACCUGUCAUACAAGCGUAUGCAGCCACCGGCAACCUCAAAGAAGCAUUCCCAAUACUCGGCAUAAUGAGACAAAACAAAAUCCAACCGCAGCUCGAAACUGCUCAGCCAAUACUAGACAAUAUUAGUAAAUCAAUCGAUAACGUUGACGAAGCUUAUUACUUGCUGCAUGAUCUUAACAAACAAGGUGAAGCGAUGGAUGUAUCAGCUGUGAACGUUAUCAUUUCAGCAUGUGUAAAAUUAGGCGAUAUGCACAGAGCGUUAUCCACAUUCCAAGAAAUUGACCAAUUCAAGGUCAAACCUUCAACUGAAACAUACAAUAUUUUACUAUCUGGAUGUAUAGAUGGUUCUAAUAGAAGUCUGGGUGAUAAACUUCUCACAAUGAUGAAAAAGCAAAAUGUACAACCGGACGCUAGAACAUUUGAGAGAUUGAUAGUCCUUUGUUUAACUCAAACGGCAUACGAAGACGCCUUCUUCUAUUUGGAAGAAAUGAAAGGUGCAGGAUAUAUACCGCCUCAAUCAGUUUAUGAAACUCUCAUCCGUCGCUGUUACAGCCUCGGUGAUUCGCGAUACAAAAUAGCUUUAGAAGAAUUAAGAGAGUGUAAAUACAAGCCUAGUAGAUCAUUAUUAAAUUAUAUUAAAAUGUAACUUUAUAAAUUUUUAUUUCUCCG
This is a messenger RNA of Wallemia mellicola CBS 633.66, 1424 nucleotides long. RefSeq lists its product as hypothetical. Gene Ontology annotation, molecular function: protein binding. Lineage: Eukaryota; Fungi; Basidiomycota; Wallemiomycetes; Wallemiales; Wallemiaceae. The record is from RefSeq and is a predicted model, not a curated record. The transcript is spliced from 2 exons. Bases 1 to 1401 code for a protein of 466 amino acids.